Egretta garzetta (little egret) is the source of this 3023-nucleotide messenger RNA. RefSeq names its product MYD88 innate immune signal transduction adaptor (gene MYD88). The transcript is spliced from 4 exons. Gene Ontology annotation, cellular component: plasma membrane. Bases 2319 to 2777 code for a protein of 152 amino acids. Gene Ontology annotation, molecular function: Toll-like receptor binding; TIR domain binding. The record is from RefSeq and is a predicted model, not a curated record. Gene Ontology annotation, biological process: MyD88-dependent toll-like receptor signaling pathway; defense response to Gram-positive bacterium; positive regulation of canonical NF-kappaB signal transduction. Lineage: Eukaryota; Metazoa; Chordata; Aves; Pelecaniformes; Ardeidae.
CCUCCUGACCUGUUAUAAAAGCGCUGCCUUCCUGCUUGACAGUUGCUGGGUCUGUUUCCUUUCUUCUCAUCGUGUUGAUAAUUUCCCACUUUAGGUUUCAUGUUUUUUUUUCUUUCUCUCUGAUACCUCAGGCUGUUGUUUGACCAUUAGAGGAGUGUAAAGGCUGUCCUGCCCUAGUGCAGUGCUGGGACAUCUUAGCUUGGAGAGGUUUCUUGCUACUUCUUUGUGUUGGUUUGCAUCCUUUUUCUUGAUGGGCCUUCAAAGUCAUCUCUGACCCUCGUUCGCUCUUGUUAACUUGUACGGUCAGGCAUUGUUACCAGCUGGGGACUAAUCCACGCCAAAUCGCUGAAUGUCUUUCAGCCUUCCAGGUUCACUGGACCUAUUGGCACUUGCAGCACGAUAGGGCCCCCAGUUUGCACUGGUAAUAAAACCAUGAGGCUCCGGUGUUUUGUUUUGAAAGCUUUGCCCAGCUCUCAGGUUUAUCCUGCGGGGCUAAAUGGGGUCUGGGAUUACAGCCUGGUGCCAUCAAAACUGUGCACGUCAGCUCAACUAGGUGUAUCGGGAGAACGCUUGCGUUGGUGAGCGUUGCGCAUCAGCCGUGAGCGGUGUGGUGAUGAGCUCUGGGCACCGACACAGAAAAACGCAGGUCAGGCCAGCAUGGAUGCCACUCUGUGCAGGUGGGAGAAACACGGAGAGAAGACAUGGAGCAAAUACCUUUAAAAUGAACAUUUCUGUGUUGAGCACUCAGCUGCUGAAAUGGUUGGCCAAUUUAAAGUGGCUUUAAUCACGAUUUCAAGGAUGCUGCCUUAUCUGGCACGAGAUGUACACGCCUCACGGCAAUGGGCAGCUGGCGGAGAGGUGGGACGCGAGUUUGUGCUUCAGUGAGGGAGUACCUCUGAAAUCUGAACCUUCUGGCUGGUGGAGAACGCCGCUGAGUCUUCUCUCCGCUGCAGGACUGAGGAGGAAGGGGGAAGAGAAAGGCGGAUUGGGAAUGCCUCCGCCUCGGGAAAAGCUUUGAUCAGAUCUGAUGCUUUAUUAGAUGGGGGAUAAUCCAGUCAUGAGAUGCAAAACUAUGAGACAGAAGCAGAGGAUGGGGCUUCAGGGGCUGGGCUUCCUGCAGACCCUCUGGAUGCCAAUUAGGGCUGUGUUACAGCAGGGCUCCCACCUGCAUCCUGCACUUCCAGGACAUCCUUGACUCUGCUGCUGUUGUACUGGCGAUUUCCAUAGCUCUGCCAGCAAAACCCUCGGAGUGAUCAGUACUUUCGUGAUUGAUACUUGUAUUUUGGUUAAUUUUAAGUGAAGGAGAAGGUUCUCGGGUGUUUCACCUUUUUGUUAAUUCCUGGUUUCAAAUCUCCUUUUACUUUCAAGUUCUUCUGUAAUUGCAUACUGCAGAGUGGCAGAGGCUGCAGGUUUUCUUGUCACUUCUCCAAAGACUUUACAUUUAGAUUUAUCAUUUAUUUUUAAACAAAAUCUGUUUAUAAUAGAUCUGUGUCCAUCACUGUCCCAUUUGGGAAGUUCACCACAGCCAACGUGGCAGGCCUGCUGGCCCCCCCUUUAUCCCAGAGGGGACGUACACACCCACUCUGCCUGAGCCAAGGAGGAUCUCCACCAGCUGUCGUGCAAUAUAAAGCCCAUUUCAGGGGCUCGCUAGAAUUUUACAUGGUCCUCCUGUUCGUGGUGAGUGUCUGUACUCAUCAUCACCUCCAGUUCUGUCUGACAAAAGCCGGUGGCAUGAAUCAGCUAAUGUGAGUUGACAUUUAUUAGUAAAAGACAAGAUGAAGACAUCUACUUGAGAAUUCCCCACCCACCCUCAGUUAUUUGAUGAUUUUAAAUACUCCAUAACGAGGGCAGACAGUAGAGUUGAGACCUGUGAGGCACAUGAUGCGUGCCGUUUCAAGCGUACUGGGAUAUACUAAAACUAAGGAUAAUAGGAGGAGAUUGGUUUAAAACAAAUGCAACUAAGUACUUCUUUACACAGCAAGAGUGAACUUCGGGAAUUAAUUAUUAGAGGAGGUGGUGGAGGCAGCAUCAAGGGGUUCAAGAAAGGGUGAGAGAAGUUCCAGGAUGUCAGGUCUGUAAACGGGUACCAAAACCUAUACAGGGUUUUUUCCCUCUGAUAUCCCUAACCCAUGAAAUUGCUAUUUGUCUUCUCAAGAACUCCAGUGGUGUAAAACCACUGUCAGAGGAGGCUCUUGCAUUGGUUGUGUGUUUUUGCAGAGGAGGACUGUAAGAAGUACUUGCAAAGGAAGCAGGAGCAGGCCGACCAGCCGCUUCAAGUGCCAGCAGUAGACAGCAGCGUGCCGAGGACGUCGGAACUGAUGGGCAUCACCACCAGGGAUGAUCCGUACGGGAGCGGGACGGAGAUGUUUGAUGCCUUUAUCUGCUACUGCCAGAAAGACCUUCAGUUUGUCCAGGAGAUGAUCAGGGAGCUGGAACAAACAGAGUUCAAACUGAAGCUCUGUGUAUUCGACCGGGAUGUCUUGCCAGGAACGUGUGUGUGGUCCAUCAGUGGAGAACUUAUAGAAAGGAGGUGUCGGAGGAUGGUGGUCGUCAUUUCGGAUGAUUACCUGGAAAGCGAUGAAUGUGAUUUUCAGACCAAAUUUGCUCUUAGUCUUUCCCCAGGUGCUCGUCUCAAACGGCUGAUUCCAGUCAAGUGCAAAACCAUGAAGAACGAGUUCCCAAGUAUCUUACGGUUCAUUACAAUUUGUGACUACACCAAUCCUUGCACCAAAAAGUGGUUCUGGACGAGACUGGCAAAAUCCCUCAUGCUGCCGUGAUGCAAAGUCACGAGAGCCAGGCACUCUUCUGCGAUCUGUGCCUUCGGGCUGUGGGUGUCGUUCAUGCGGGGGCUUUUACCACUUCAGAACCUGCAUCCUUCCAAUCGGUGUUUGGAGCCUGCGACCGGGAGCAAAGAAUUUUCUCUAGCACUUUUUUUAUAACUCGGAAUGGGAAAUAAAGCAACUGUGGGGAUGUUCCUGCUCAAGUCAGUCAGCAGCAGCACCCAGCGCUUCGGGUAGCACGCC